Messenger RNA from Eurytemora carolleeae, 4292 nucleotides. RefSeq lists its product as uncharacterized. The record is from RefSeq and is a predicted model, not a curated record. Gene Ontology annotation, molecular function: protein binding. The transcript has 14 exons. The coding region runs from base 78 to 4259 and encodes 1393 amino acids. Lineage: Eukaryota; Metazoa; Arthropoda; Copepoda; Calanoida; Temoridae.
AAACUACGAAGAAGAAACCUAAGAAGAAAGCUGGUCCCUCUCCUAUAGAAAAUCAGCUGAUUGAAGCAGGGGAUUUCAUGAAGUAUAAGCUGGCUGAGUUUGAUGCUUGCACUUCAGAAAUGGAGAGGGUUGAUCUUGUUUACAAAACAAUCCCAGAAGAUGCAACUACUAUUGAUCGACUGUGGCCGAAUCAGCUUCUCAAUAAAGACUCCAGAAUAAGAAGGGAGUUAUUGAAUGCUGGAAUGGAUCUUCUGGUGAAUGGCGAGUAUGAGAGUGCACUAGAGAAGUAUAAUCGUGCAGCAUUGUACAGCUCAGGCAAAGGAUUGGCAAUUUCUCUAGCAAGACGAGGAGCAUUUCUACUACAGACCUUGGAUCAUAACUUAGCUUUAAGAGAUUUAUCCCUAGCUCUUGAGUAUGGAUGUCUGGAAAAUGAACUGAUGGACUUUCUAUUAGAUCAUUACGAACAAGAUAUUCCCUCUGAGUUAAUUGUUGGAAAGAAAUAUGAAAUGAAGUAUAACAGAUCAGUUCUGAAACGAGAUCAGAAUCCAAUAGUGUUUAGAAUAAGGAAUGUUCUAGAAGCGAUAUCCCUCCUUCGCAAGAGAAAUACCCCUGAAGCAAAGCAAGAAAAAGCUCUGAAAAUGGCAGAGAUCCUAGGAUAUAUAAAAGACUCCGAAGAAUCAUCAGAUUUUACAAAAAACAUAGAAACAAAAGAGUUUCAGAUUCCUAGCAUAGCACAGAAAAAUUCCAGAUUCUCUGCAUUUUCAGAAAGUGUAUCAAUUGCAUUUGACCCGGAAAAGGGGAGAUAUUUAGUUGCAACAAAGGAUAUUUUGGCUGGAGCUCUAAUAGGGAUAGAGGAAGGUUUAUCAACCCUACUCUAUCCUGAGAAGAUGAACAACACCAUUUCUCAUUGCCAACAUUGUUUCAAGUUUACUAAAUGUCCUCUUCCUUGCGAGACAUGUUGUUCAGUUGUGUUCUGUUCAAUUAAAUGCAGACAAUUAGCGUCUGAGAGCUAUCACAAGUAUGAAUGUGAAAUGCGGAUUUAUGAAAUCAUACCCUUGGAAUCUUUAGAAAUGGCUCCGUUCUUUUUAGUACUCCGAACAUUGACACAAGAAAGCCUUCAGUUUUUCAUCGAUAAUGGAGAGUCCUUUGAACAGUUUUUAAAUGUAGAGGAACCAAUUCAUCCGUUCGAUGGACGGAAUAUGGAGUGUCUAAAGCACUUGGACAUGAUGAAUCUUGUCACACACAUGAACAACAUACCUGAGGACAAAUCCAUGAAGUGUGCUGUAAUCUCAGUUUACAUUCUGAGAUGCUUACAGCAUGGAAAGUAUUUCAAGAAUCACGUUCCUCAGAGAAAAAAAGGCGACCGAACCCUUCAUAAACAUGAAUAUCUUAUGUUAAGAAUCAUUCACCAUCUAGUGUUUGUACAACUUCACAAUUCCCAACCCAUAAAUAAACUUAUCACUGAACCUGGAAAAUUCUCAUGGGAAAGAAUGGGAAUAUCAUUAAAUACAAACAUAGCUCUGGUCAAUCAUAACUGUGAUCCCAAUUCGUUUAUUUUCCAUCUGGAUAAACAUGUACUAUUAUUAGCCUCUACGCAUAUAAAGGAAGGAGAGGAAAUUUCUAUUUCUUAUGUUCCAACAUACCUCUAUCUUAAUAUUGAAAAACGAGAAUACAGACUUUUGAAAAACUUUGAGUUUCAGUGUGAAUGUCGAGCAUGUAUUGAAAAAUGGAAACUUAUUGAUGAUAUUCCAGAUAUACUUCCUCGUAUUCCAAACUUUGAGCAGGAACGCUGUUUUGUUGUCAGACAUGGGGAUAAAAAACAAAUUUGUGAUGAAAUUAAUGGUGCUAGAUGGAUGGCGGAUUUUGGUCUUAAUUCAGAUUCAUUUGAAGUUGCUCAAGAGGCGUUGGAUACGUUGUGUCAAUCCCUGAUCACUCAUGUCAGGAAACCCCAUUUACAUUUUGUUGAAGCAUGUGAGCUAGUAGAAAAGUUAAUAAUUAGUCGAUAUAUUGGAUUUACUAUGACCGAACUUGCUAAAAUUGAGGCAGAGGCUGCUAUUAAAGUUACCAAGGAAACAUCCAAACAGAUGGCAGAGACAGAUGAAAUAUGUCAACCAUUACACAAGUCUAACCCCAACUCUGAAAUCACAAAUCUAAAAAAUGGACACCACAAAAGUGAGCUUAAAUCAAAUUCUAUGGAUACACCUGAAGAGACAGAGAAAAUGGGUACUUCCAAACUAAUUAAAGCUUUUCAAGAACAAAAAGAAAAAAGUUCAAGUCCCCUCCUUUCAGCCAGAUCAAGAUCACCAACAUUACGAAUGUUUUCCUCCCCUGAAAAAAGUGGAGAAAAGAAAAGAAGCGUACUGGAAAGAUUUGAUGACUCCAAGUUAAAAACUGUAUCCUAUCAAGCUCUACAAGAUGUAAAAAAGGCCAAAAGAGAUUUGGUAGAGUCUAUGAAGCGUUUUCCAGCCAAGACAGACAUGGCAGAGCGUAUGGCAGCCUUUCAAUCAAAUGAAAAGGAAAUACCACAAAGAGGUAAAAGCAAAGAGAAAACUGAAAUUAAAGCUGAAACCACCAAGAAGGAAGAUAUGAAAGAAAAUAAUGCCCCACCUACCCCUAAUUCUCAAUUACAUGUGAAUAAAAAGCAAAAAGGGAAUAUAAAAACACUGGAAACUAUUUCAGAGGAAAGAAAGGCAUUUAUGGAAAAAGAUGAUCAAGUUCAAAAAAGAAUAAUCAUCCGAGAAGAAAAGCUAGAAAUUUUAAAAGAAAAAAGCCUGAAAAAAGACAGUGAGCUGACAGCAAAAGAGCUAGAGCUUCAAAAGCUUCGAGAGAGAACAAGGCUUCUUAUGCAGAAAGCUAAAGAAAAGGAGGAAAAUUUUUCAAAGGAAGAAAAGGAAUUUCAAUCAUCAUUGGAAAAAGGUCCAAAGGAUGGAAAAAGUAGGUUGGAUAAAAUUCUCGCCAAAGCAAAUGAAAAAGCAAAUGCAAUGAAGGAGGAAAUGAGAAAAAAACGAGCAAGCGAGGAUGAAGACAACUUGUUAUCUUUUUUAAGAAAGUCUCACAAAAAGGGAGACAGCAUUUAUUCUUUUAUAGAAGAAGAUAAAAAAGAGCCUGUGUCCACUAAAGAAGAGACAACUACAGUACAAGAAGCACAAACAUCUUUCCAAAUAUCAACAGAAAUCUCAGAUGUAGUUUCUACCGCUGGUGCCUGUGCUAACUUUUACAAACCAACAACAUGUAUGGAUAUAAAGAAAGCUGUACAAAAGUCAAUUGACAAAAAACAGAAUGAAGUUAAACACCUUAAAAGGGUUGAAACAAUGUCGAUUUUGAAAAAACAUGUAGAAAAUGGCAUUUCGGUGAACACUCUCAAUAUAAAUAACUCCGAAAUUCAACCAACUGAUGCAAAGCAUUUGUAUUCCAAUGGUCAACAAAAAGAAACAUGUAAGGUGUCCUCAAUCAACUUUUAUCUACCAACAAGUCCCCGUCCUAACCGAGCAGUGCAAGAAAAAAAACCUAUAACUUCAAAGAGUGGUGAUCAUGAAAAGGCUUUAAACCAUAAAAAAAUGCAAUGUAAAUUCCAGAUAGGAGGAGAUGACUCUGAAACUGAAGCUAAUGAGGAGAUAACUACUAGCUUCCAGAACAACUCUGAACCCAUGCACUACUCUGAGAGGUGGAGUAUGAGUCCUGUUUCCCAAGAUGAAAAUGAACGCCAAAGUAGAUCUAAACUUAGAUCUUUGGACAAACCUCCAAUAAUCAUAAAUGGAAAAAUUCAUAGCCCAAAAAGAAAUGAAAGUAAACAUGAGUAUGGCAAGCUAAGUAGAAGAAAAUCCUUAAGUGAUAACUGUUUAAUUUCUAAAUCUAAACGAGCAAAUGCUAAUUGUACCUCAGAAAAAGAUCUUGAUGCAUUUGGCAUCCCUAAAAUCCCCCGGCAGACAAGAAGCAUUUCUUUGAUGAGAGAAACUUUUAUAAAAAGACCAACAAUUGAAACCUCCAACUCUAAGGAAAAACAGAGACGCAUAAGCCAUGAAACAAGAACAAGCUCAGCAGCAGAGUUUAAGUCAUUAUUUGAAAAUGGAAGUGCUUCAAGUAGGAAUUCAAGAUCAAGCACUCCAUGCAAGCCAAUUCAGGUUGACCCCGAACAUCUGAGUAAAAUAAAAACUAAAUUUGAAGAAAUACAAACUGACAACUUGAAACUUCCCUUUCCAAACUACAGGGUCAAACCUCCUCGCCCUCAAGGGAGACCACCACCUCCUCCAAGAAUUUAAUAAAAAAACCAUGAAAUAAAUAAAUAAAACAUU